This is a messenger RNA of Aegilops tauschii subsp. strangulata, 1674 nucleotides long. Its product is annotated as F-box protein FBW2-like. The record is from RefSeq and is a predicted model, not a curated record. NCBI's taxonomy places the organism in Eukaryota, Viridiplantae, Streptophyta, Magnoliopsida, Poales, Poaceae.
CGUCGCACAUCAGCUCCGCCGAUCCGCGGCGUGGGUGGGGCAUCUCCAUUGCUACAAGAGGUUAGCUCAGCUCUAGUGAGCCGGAUGUGCGCUUCUCCGCUCCUCCCCAAUUCCAACCAAAAAGGGAACGGAAAACCCCAAAACAAACACGGCGAGUUGGUCGAGGGGCAAAUCGCCGGCGAUGAAGCGUCGGAACCCUCCGUCCGGCGCCGGAUUGCCCGCAGGAGAGGGCUCGGGGUGGGAGGCGAAGUGGGAGCGGCCUAAUGGGCGUUGGAGAGGGAGACAGCCGGCGCCCGUGGUGAAGUGGUCGCACGCCGAGGCCAUGAAGAAGAAGCCCAAAGUUGGUGGCGGAGCAGCCUUGGUCGGAGAUGGCGGAGGGUGGCGGAUGGAGACGGAGGCGGAAAUGGUGGGGCUUGAUGGACGAAGCUGCGGCGGAAGAGGGUUUUUUGGAACGAGCUGGGCGGAGGCGGCGGAGAAGAGCGCGGAUGCGGCCACCGGCGGAGGAGAGAACGAGUGGCGUUUGCCGGAGACGGAAAAGGCGAGUCCUUGCGAGGCCGUGGAAGGGGGCGGUGGAGGAGAUGCGAGGGGCGAUGAGGUCAAGGAGGAACUGUACGAUUGGAGGUGGACGGAGGCUGUGAGCCCGGAGAUAAUGGCGCUGAUACUGCGGGGCAGGUUCGCCGCCGACGAGAUUGCGCGCGGGCCCUCGGCGGUGUGCAGGGCGUGGAGGGAGGCCGCUGCGUCGCCGGACAUGUGGGGGGACGUGGACAUCGAGGCCUGGUGCCGCCGCAUCAAGUGCCGUGUCAGGGCCGACGCAGCUGUGCGCCGCCUUGUCGCCCGCUCCCAGGGCACGAUCCGGCGGCUCUCAGCCUACCGUGUCGGCGACGCUGCGCUUGCCUAUGUCGCCGCCUCUGGGAAAUUGCUUAAUGUCCUCCUGAUCCCGAUGAGCGAGAUAUCUGACCAAGCCGUGGAGAAGUACGUGAAAUGCUUUACUGCCCUAAGAGUGUUGGACAUCAGUUACUGCGUGAAAGUCACAUCGAGAGGCAUGGAAGCAAUAGGCCGACAAUGCAAGUCGCUUGCUCAGCUGAAGAGGAACAUGCCUCCUCCACAGCCUCCCCUGGGCAACAAUGCAGCACCUACGGUGGUUGAAGACGAGGCCCUGGCGGUUGCAAAUACCAUGCCGAUGCUUACACAACUUGAGCUUGCAUAUGGUUUGUUCAGUGAUAUUGGCCUAGAUGCCAUCCUCAACCAAUGCCCUCUGCUGCGUACACUGGACAUACUUGGCAGCUUGAAUGUCAGGCUCGACGGCGACAUCGAGGACAGAUGCUGCGCUCUCGAGUCGUUCCGGGAGCCAUGGGAGCCUGAGUAUCACGAGUACUCGAGCAGUGGUGGCGAUGGCGACUACGAUGACACCGAAAGCGAUGAUUGACUCUAUGUGGUGCAAAAUCCAGGUGGCUAAACGGCUGGGUUUUCAGGAUCCUUUUGGUUAGAUGAAACUUCAAUUUGAAAUGCUUACUGUUGUCUGACCGAGUUAAGCAUUGUUUUUAGCUUGGCGUCUGUCUCUGAGGUAAUUGCUCUGUAAGUGUGUUCUUGAUUGUGUGGAUUGAUCCUGCAAUGUGUUCUGGAGUUAUUGACUGGGGAUUUGGCAUGUGCAAUCUUGAUUGUUCCAGAAUGCUA